Messenger RNA from Lymnaea stagnalis (great pond snail), 8512 nucleotides. The record is from the annotation of a GenBank genome assembly. NCBI's taxonomy places the organism in Eukaryota, Metazoa, Mollusca, Gastropoda, Lymnaeidae.
ACUAUUUAAAAUCCCGCAAUGUCAUUAAAUUGUUGUAAACAAUUACUCAGCAAAAUUCUUGUUCCCAGGUUUGUUUCGGCAAUAACUGGUCAGACAACGAUCACAAGGUCAGGACAACAUUAACUCUGUUACAAAGUAUAAAUACCGCACAUACUCUCUGUUUAUGAAUGAGAGCACUUAGAAUUUGUGCUUUACUUCUAAGACCACCUACAAUUUUUGGGCAAACUCAAACGUCGGGAUUUAAAGUUGGCAAACCAUUUCGAUUGUUCGAAGGUACUACAUUGAUCUUUUUCACAGUUGUAUUUCUUUCACUGUUCAUAACUUGUCAGGACUUAACACUUCGUAAGUAUUCAAUUUCUAGUUUAGUCUUGGUCCAGAUUUAAUCGUGCAAUAUAAUAUAAAUAAGUAGACUAGACGUACAUUGUAUUUUUUUUUUGUUGGGUGGAAUUAAUGUUAGUUCAAUGUGGAAAUAUUGUAUUCCAGUAAUUGCAGUAGUAUAUUAAAAAUUAUGAACUUUUUUCUACCAGUUUUACAGAAAGAGCAGACAAUGUCUCGAACUGUCAACCUCUCAUUUGAAAGUAAAGAGCAGAGUGAAGGAGUGGGUGCAAGAGUGAGGCGAAGUAUUGGACGCCCAGAGGUUAGUAGUCUUAAAGAGCUAAACUUAAUUAAUAGCAUGCAUUGUGAUGAUUAUUUGCUUGAUUAUAGUUUAAAAGAGAAUCAUUAAGCAAAAGAAUAAUCAUUAAAGCAUAGCCAUUAUUACUAUGAAAUAUCUCACAUUUUUGGGGUUAUCCUUGAUCACACGAUCUUAGUUGAAUUUCAUUGAAUAUGUGCUGCUAAUAAUGCUUCUGGAUUUUUCAAAGCUUACAAUUUGUCUUUUUACAAAUAUUUUUUGCAGUUGCGCAACUUUGACCCAUUCCUUAUGCUUGAUGAAUUCUGUGUCAAAGCUCCAGCAGGAUUUCCUGAUCAUCCACAUAGAGGGUUUGAGACAGUAAGUGGUUAAGCUAAUAAAAGUAAGUUCAUGCAAUUGGCUUUAUUUUGCAUGUGCAGAAAAUUGAGUGAUGUAAUUCAGGAUUCUUUAAAAAAAACACCAAAAACUCACAACAUGAGUGCAGUAAAUUAUUUAAAAUUUACCUUAAUAAAUUAUUAUCUUUUUAAAACUUUAGCAGAAAAAUUCAAACUAUAAAUCAACUAUAAUGGAAAUGAGGAGUAAACCUUUUUUGUAAAUUAGUCGCAAUACAUUAUUCAUGGAAAUUAAUAAUGUUUAAAAAAAUAUUAGAUUUAACAUUCUGAAAAAUUAGAUAGCACUUAUGUGAGGCAUCAAUUCUAAUAAUCUGACCAAGUAAUGGAAUGAAAAAAUAUUAGUCGAUGCUAUUCAUUUCUCAUUAACUUAAAUGUCAACUAUUUCACAAGUAUAUACUUAAAAAUAAAGUAAUAUAAACAAUUUGAUGUGGGCUAGGAAUUAUGCAAGCUUGUAAAUUUGACAGUGAUUGUUGAGUGUAAAGUUUAAUCUUGUCCACAGGUUACUUACAUGUUGAGUGGUGAAACCAAUCAUGAAGAUUUCCUUGGCCACAAAGGAAAGAUAGAAGCAGGUGACCUUCAGGUAAAUUUCUGAACUGCAGUACAAUAUCUUUGACUAUUUUCUUGCAAAAUAUUUAUUGAUGAUCCUCAACAAUCAUUAUUUGCGCAGAAUCAUUUAACAUGACAUGGUAAAAUAAAGUAAUAUCAGUUUGACAUAUUUACUGUUGACGGUUCCAUUAAACAAAAUUUCCAGGCACAUCUGUAUAUUUUCUUUAACAGUGGAUGACGGCAGGCCGAGGUAUCGUUCACUGUGAAAUGCCCGGAGGGAAGGAAGCAUCACGUGGCCUUCAGCUGUGGGUAAAUUUGAAACGUUCUGACAAAUUGGUUCCACCAGCAUAUCAGGAACUAGUGGACAAAGACAUCCCCAAGGGAGAGAAGAAUGGAGUUAAGGUGAAAGUAAUCGCUGGCGAGGCCUUUGGGAUCAAGGUAUGUAUUUCCUGUAUAAAUUACUUCAAUAUUUUAAAACAUUUUUUUUCUUUAGUAUAGUUAUUUAAUUAAGGUAAUUUGUUAACAAAUUGAUCUACAACUUUUACUGAGUUCAGAAUUACAUAUUUCCCGGGUAUUUACAGGCACACGUCUAUAAUAACAUUUCUGAGCUGAGGAACUGAGCCUAAUUUUGUUUUAAAAAAUCUUAGUCCCCAGUUUACACCCGGACACCAACCUAUUACCUGGAUUUCAAAAUGUCGCCUGGCUCUGUACUAGACCAACCUGUACCAGCAGAAUGGAACACCUUUGUCUACAUUCUCUCAGGGGAGGCUUGGUUUGGUGAGUCCAUGGUUACAUAUACUAAAUUCAACUAUUGGGGACGUGGUAUGUCAUAAAUUAAUUCAGUAAGCUAUGCAGGACCAACAUUGGGGAACUGACAUGUGUAAGUGGCGUUGUGUUUAUACUCAUAGGCCAGAUAUUCCCAAAGUGGUCUAUAGCAACCCCCCAGGGGUCGACGACUAUUUGCAAGGGGUCCAUGUCAGCGAAGAAAAAAAAUUGGGGGUCCAUGAAAUGAAAAUGGGGGUCAACGAUAGUGGAUCUCAUGUAAGCAGGUCAUGGCUUCUAUUUUGGCAUUCCAUGAAUGGAACAAUCCACAUACACAGAUGGUACCUAUUUUUUUUUUUUGUGUGUGCAAAAAAUCAAUAUCAGGUUAGCAGGGGGUCUACCUAAAACCCAAAAACAUGGCAAGUGGUCUACCAGACAAAACAGUUUGGGGACCACUGCUCAAGGCCCACAGUUUAAUGAGCGAGAAUACCAGGAAAUUUAAAGGAAGUUCAUAAAAUUCAAUCUGCAAUACCACUGGUGCACAGUAUGAUACUGACAGUACCAACACAUUAGAUUUUACUACGUUAGUAAACAAAACAAUGGAGCCCAUUAAAUGAGUUGUUUAAUGUGAGCAAAAAUCUUGUUUAUCUGAAUAAAAUGUUAAGGUUUGACCAUACUCAUUUGCUUUUUUGCUAACCUGAUUGCAGUCCCUCCCCUUAUUAACAAAACUUUUAAUUGCAUCAUAAUGAAAUGAUUGAACUUAAAAUUGUAUAAAUUAUUAUUAUAUUAAUUCCUCCAUUUCACAGUUAUUUAAAAAAAAAUUUCCUCCAUAAUAUCAAAUAUUAAAUAUCAUUACAUUUAUAUAGGAAAGUAAAAGAUUUUAUAAUUAUUGUUUCUUUCAAUUCAUACUUUGUCUAUUCAUCAGGCCCAGAAGGGAAAGAAAAGCUGUGCAAGGCACAUCAUACCACAACAUUUAAUAAAGAUGGUGAAUCUUUACAUGUCAAUAAUAAGGUACAACACAGUCACGUGGCCACUUACCAUGGGAUACUUAAAAUUUGACUGAACUCUAUCAUUAAUUAGUGGAUGCAUUUAUUCUACUAUUCAUUUACUAGAAAAUGUCACCCGAUGUUACAGAGCUAAUAAUGGCGGCACUUGGAAAAAACUUCUACCUGCUUUUGCAAAAACUCUUCACAAUUACGUAUUUUAAAAAGAAGUAUCUAUGUUAUAAUGUUUACGUUUCUAACAUCAUUAAAAGUUUUAAGAAGUAUUUUGCUGAGGCUAAAUGAAAGUUUCGGACCCCCCUCCCCCACGGAUUGUUAGCCCCUUACAUACGCACAUAAACAUUUUUUCACUUCAUAUGGUUUGCUCUUAUUUAGAUAAAUGCAAUAGUGAAUGCUAUUUGGCUAUGGAGUUUUGCUGCACUGAUUGACUUAAGCCGCAUUUUCUUAUUAAAAGUAUAUUUAAAGGUUAAGUUUUUAUUAUCUUAUAAAUUUAAUCAAAGUAUAUUUUUGGGAUGAAAAUAAAGUAAAAACUUAUUAAUUGUUAAAAAUACAAAUCAAAAUUUUUUUGUGUUUUAUAAACAACUAGCCUAUAUACCUGGCGUGGCCCGGGAUUACAUUAGGACCCCAUCCUGGUGUGACCCCCCCAUCCCAUUUGGACCCUGAUCCCAUUCUGACACCGAUCUCGGCGCCGUCCCAUUUGCCGGUGUGAUCCCGAUCCCUGUGGGAUCCUGAUCCCAUUGAGAUAAAGAUUAUGAUGGGAUCCCGACCCCUUUGUUUAUAUUCCAAAUAUAAAAAAUUACUCAGUGUUACUGAGAAAAAAAUUAAACUCUGGUACAGUAUAGAAAUGAAUAGAACUAAAUAACAUAUCAAAAUUCCGUUAGAUCCCACUAUAUAUCCCUUUGGAACAAUUUAGAACUUUCUGGAACAUUCUAGAUUAAAUUUAAUAACCUGCUCAAAACAUGUGUAAAAACUACUUAUCUAAUCAUUUUUCAAAUACGAUAAAAAUCUUCAACAAAUGCCAUAAUUAUAAUCCUUUUUCUUUUAAGUUAAUCGACGGGGCUCCAUAACUGUACCUAUAUAGUUUUACCUGAGCUAGGGGGCCCUAUAAAAUCAGACAGAUAAAUAAUAAAGUUAAAAUUUAAAAUUUGUCCCAUUAAAAUCUACUUAAAAAUCCAAUAGAUAUAGCUUUUUAAAGUUAUGGAAGUUUCUGGAAAAUUCUAGAUUGGAUAUUAUUAGUUUUAAAUCCAACGAUAUAUCAAUACAGCCAAUGAUGGGAUUUGCUACAAAGCUAGGCCUAUAUCCAUCAAUUCACAUAGUAACUAUAGUGUUGUCUAAGCCUAUUAUUAUUAAUAUAGCUUAUAUGAACUGGGCCCCCCCCCCCCUCAGAGAAAUGGAUAUUAUGAGUUCAGUACCCUUCGGUAUUUGAAUAUGGAUAAUAAAGUAUAUGUGUACUAAGUUUGGUCAAGAUCCAUCUACUCAUAAAACCCAUUAUUAAUAAUAUAACUUAUAUGAACUGGGCCCCCCCCCCCCUCAGAGAAAUGGAUAUUAUGAGUUCAGUACCCUUCGGUAUUUGAAUAUGGAUAAUAAAGUAUAUGUGUACUAAGUUUGGUCAAGAUCCAUCUACUCAUGGAGGAGUACUAAGCUUAUUGAUAUUUAUAUAGCUUAUAUAAGAAAAAAUGAAACGAGGCCCCCGGCCCCAGAGGGAUGGAUAUUAUGAGUUCAGUACCCUUCGGUAUUUGAAUAUGGAUAAUAAAGUAUAUGUGUACUAAGUUUGGUCAAGAUCCAUCUACUCAUGGAGGAGUACUAAACUUAUUGAUAUUUAUAUAGCUUAUAUAAGAAAAAAUGAAACGAGGCCCCCGGCCCCAGAGGGAUGGAUAUUAUGAGUUCAAUGAAUACCCUUCGGUAUUUGAAUAUGGAUAAUAAAGUAUAUGUGUAUCAAGUUUGGUUGAGAUCCAUCCAUUCAUGUAGGAGUAUUUUUUGUUAAUUUUAUUUAUAUAGCGCAUUUGAGGAAAAAACGAAUUCGGGGACCCCGGCCAGAAACGGAAUGUUAUAAAAAGUUCAUAGCCCCUUAAAAGUUCCUUCAGGAUAAAUAUGGAUAUAUGUGCCAAGUUUGGUCAAGAUCCAUAAAUCUAUUUAAAAACCUUUGUGGAAUAAACACCGCCCGCCACAAACAAACAUUUACCUUUAUAUAUAUAUAUAUAUAUAUAUAUGAUUUAAGAGCAAUUAAAUUAUAUUUAUUUAUUUUACUUUUAAGAAAGGGAAAAUACAUAACAGUUAUUAAAUCAAAUAAACUUAGAGCUUUGGCUAAAAGUGGCAAUUCACACCUUGAGUCAUUUGCUUGUUUAUUUAGAACAAAUUAAUUUUUAUUUUAUUUCCCAUUAAUAACACCCUCUAAAAAAUGCACUAAUAACAACAGAUGGUUGGGUUUUCCCAAUUAAUUGUGAUUAUGAUGUAAUUCUUAGAUCAUAAUUUUUUUAUUAAAAUUUGUUUUCAUAACUUUCAAACUCUGAUAAACUGCUUAAAAUAGUUCCUUUAUUGUUAUUUUAAAUGUAUUUGUAAUUUAUAAUAAUAAUACUUAAGCAUUUACUAAAAUAAAAGCGGAUACAUGUCAUAUUUUGCGUAUUCAAAUUUAUUUGAUUUCCGUAAAAUAAUAGAAAAUUACAAUCACUGUUUUUAAGAACCCGAACAUGUUUAAAUCUUUUCAUCUCUUUGGGCGCUACCGUCAGCCUACCUCAUUCUUAUAUAUAAUAUUAUUUCAUCUUAUUGUAAUAAACUCUAAUAAAUAACUUAAUAUCAUCAUUGCAGGGAUCUGAGGUUUGUCAUUUUGUCAUAAUCUCAGGACAGCCCAUCAAUGAACCAAUUUUUCAACAUGGUGAGUAAUAGCAAAGGAAUAUACAGGCAAUAUGUCAUGAUUUUUCUAUUGUUCCAUACAUUAACUGUUGUGUUUUAUUGUACAUUAAUUGUAGUGUUUUAUUGUACAUUAAUUGUAGUGUUACUGAGCAUUAACUGUUAUGCUAUAUUAUACAUUAAUAGUAAUUAAAUUGUACAUUAACUGUAAUGUUUUAUUGUACAUUAACUGUUGUUUUUAUUGUACAACAAUUGUAGUGUUUUAUUGUAAGUUAGUUGUAGUGUUAUUGUAAAUUAACUGUAGUGUUUUAUUGUACAUUAAUUGUAGUGUUAUUGUACAGUAACUGUUAUGUUAUUGUAAAUUAACUAGUGUUUUAUUGUGCAUUAAUUGUGCUUUAUUGUACACUAACUGCACUGCUUUGUUGUACAUUAACUGUAGUGCUUUAUUGUGCAUUAACUGUUGUGCUUUAUUGCUUUUAUUUUAAAGUAAGAUUAAUGAACCAUUUUCACAGUCCUCAUUCUCACUGGUUUUUUAAAUGUAUUUUAAACACUUUCCUUUCUUCCCCUUCAAGGUCCAUUUGUCAUGACAACUCAAGAGGAAAUCAGAGAAGCUUUCAAUGACUACAGAAAUAAUAAAAAUGGAUUUGAGAAUGCAGCCACCUGGAACUCAGAAUAUGCUCAAUAGUUUCCUGGUGUUCUUUAAAUACUUUAUUUACCAUUAUCUAUUGAAAUGUCAUUUAAUUAGGGGAUUUUUUAUUUUGUUGAAGAGGAUGGUGAAUACUCAAAUAUGUCUUCAACAAAUUUAUCAAAAUUGUUCCCUUUCAUUGGUCACUUUUAUAAAAAAAAAAGUUGGACUUUCAAGUCUUGAACUAUGAUGAAUUUAAAUAAAAAAUAAUUAAAACCCUAAAUAAUAUGGUUUUAUUUUUAAAAUUUCUUUGAAUUCAUUUAUUAAAAUUUUAUCACAAUUGUUGAAAGUACAAAAAUUAAAUGUUUAAUAAACACAACUUUUUACUCUCUGUUUACAUAUUUUCUUUUACAUAUCAUAUUUUAUACAAAAUGAACUAGCAGUUCAGAAGAUUUUAUUAUAUAAAUGUUUAAAUUUAUUGAUUGAAUUGCAAUUUUUUCUUGUGUCCUUUUUUAAAAAAUUUGAAGUUGAUAUUUUGCAUAAUGACAAAAAUGGCAAUUUAAAAAAACUAAAAUUAUAUCUGCUCCAGUUGUUCCCAAACUUUUUUCCAUUCUCAGCACACUUUCUAAAUUCAGACUUUCCCAAGGUGUCAAAAUUUAAAAGGCGAAUAUAUAUAUACAUAUAUAUUACAUUAAAUAACUUGUCUCUCAAAUCACAAGGCACCAUGUAUUAACCAUUUGUGGAGACAUCUGCUAAAAGCUAUCACUAACUGAGUUAAUGGUUUGAUGUUGCAUCCGAUCAAAUUAAAUUAAAAGUGGAAGAAGAAAAAUACAAUUCUUAUUUUUUGAGGAACCCGUUGCUCCCAAGGGCCUUUAUGGGGAACCACUUAUCUACUCUACAAAUUCUAUAACAUAAUUAUGCUACCCUCCAAAGUUUUCUGAGAAUGCUCCAUUUUCCAUUUUAUUUCUUCUUGUAAUACCAGGGAUCAACUUUUUAAAGAACAUGCUCCUUUUGAUAUUAUGUCCAAUAAUUCUUGUUUAUUUUGAGAAGGUGAGAGUGACGGUGCUAGUAUGAUACUGCAAUGUAAACACAUAGUUAUCUUUGAUCUGAAUGUUUAACUUUUAUUGUCUACAUUCAAAUUCAAGGUGUUUGUUUGAUAACAAUAUCCAAUAUAAUAUAUAUAUAUUUCAUAAAUAUUCAUUGUAUAUGUGAGCAUUUAUUUGAAUAUAAUUUUUCUUUGAUCGUCUGUGAAGUAAUUAAUAAAGAGUCUGUCCUUUUGUGUUUAGUGACUUAGAUUUAGAACUGCACCAGUGUUUGGUAAUCAAUUAACCUUCUUUUCCUGAUCUAUUAAAGCACAAUAUUGUUUUGCUGAAAACAUGUCUUUUUUAAAAAUAUUUUAUAUUCAUGUUUUUAAAGCACCCGCUAAUCAUGAAAUAUUUAGUCCACAAGUACAUCAUCUCACCAUCACUAACAAUUCGUGAAUAUCAAAAAGUUUUAAAAAAUGCACAUAGUUGUGAUCACGAUUUCAUAAUGUAUAACCAUGCUUUUUGCUUUGAAUAUGUCAGGUUGGAGUGGAAAAGAAUUGUCCUGUGAGUGUCAGGGGACUUAAUUAUUGUGAUAUUAUUGUAACAUGUUUUUUAUUUUGUUGCCAUCUAUCUACACAUCCUUUAGUUGUUCUGGGAUUAAACAUAUUAUAUAAUUUUGUGUGUUU